AUGGACAAAAAAGAUUAUUCAGCAAAAGUAGAAAAAAUGCUCAAAGGUCCGUAUAGAGUUAAGAGAUCGGAUCCAUUAACCACAUUCGUAAACGAUGUAAAAGACACUUUAAAAGCAUGUCCAAAGUUGAUUAACAACCAACUAAAAUUUCAAUUGCAGUGUUCGAACCCUGUAACACCUCGUCUAUAUUGUUUACCAAAAAUACAGAAACAAGAUGGAUCCAUGCGACCCAUAGUUUCAGGUAUAAACUCUCCAACAUACAAAAUUGCAAAAUGGCUAGUAAACAAAUUUCAAACAUUAAAUAACGAAUCAGAUUCGUCUUCCGUCAAAAAUAGUAUUGAUUUAAUUAACAAAAUAAAGGAUACGGAAUUGGCACCAAGUGCAAUUAUAAUGUCAUUUGAUGUCAAAGCUUUGUAUCCCAGUGUGUCAAUACCAGAAGCAAUGAAGGCGUUGGAAAAAUGA
Chrysoperla carnea is the source of this 462-nucleotide messenger RNA. RefSeq lists its product as uncharacterized. The record is from RefSeq and is a predicted model, not a curated record. NCBI's taxonomy places the organism in Eukaryota, Metazoa, Arthropoda, Insecta, Neuroptera, Chrysopidae. The transcript has a single exon. Bases 1 to 462 code for a protein of 153 amino acids.